CCUUAGGUAUUCUUUGGCCAAGCGAACAAGAACCUGCUCUUUUGUGACAGAUAUAAACUAGCGAAAAAUUUCCAAAUCAGGUACUUUGUAUCAUCUUCGAAAUCGUAUAUGCGAUUUUCUGCAAUACAGUAAGAAUGCUCUUUUAAGAAGGUAAUAAGCUUAUGUUCACUAGUCAUAAGCUAUUCCAAUUUCCUGGAGAUCAGAUGAGUAGAAAUAAGCAACCAAUAACGUAAAUAACUUUAACUUGUGAAAUAAUUCUUUACUGAGAUGAACUAAGUUAUAACAGACUAUCUCACUUAAACUGAGGAAGACUUUUAUUAACCCUAUUUGUGUAACGGAAGGCUUUAUUAAAUUGUUUAGUCUUUAUCCAUUACGGAAUGUCCUAUUUAAAUUUCAAAGACAUAUUCGUUCAAGGGUAGGAGAGGUAAUAAAACUCUCUUACGUAUACUCAACUAUAUAAACCUGCAUAUUAUAAAACCCUGCCAAUAUAAAGUAAAUUGCUUUCAUUGUAAUGGAAAAAAUAUAGAGAGUGCUUUUAAAAGGUUACUUCCAUGCAGAUUUUAUUCAUAUAUUAUCCUAAUACGAAAAAUAAAUGUGGAUGGAAAUGAUAAAAAAAAAAUUAUUUUCUUUGGAGCAGACAGUAAGCAGAAUAUGUUUCCUGAAUGGUUUAUAUUAUUAUUAAACUAUUCAUGCAGUGUGUGUUAAAUGCUUCCUGACAGAAGGAAGAAUUAUUGAAGACAAUAUAAUUUUAUGUGACAGUAACAUUCUAUGUUAGAACACUACCAGCAAAUAGUGUCUGUGUAAUGUGUGUCAUAGUGGUAAUGAUGUUCUAACGCACAAGUAAUUUCAUACAAAGAAAUUUAAUGUUUGUAGUUUAUGUGCUUUUGAGUUUCCAAGUGUAAUAAGUAGUUUCUUAGUACACUGGCAGUGUAUGUGAUAUAGUUUUCUAAAACAAACAAGAGUGGCCAAUAGUUAAUACUUUUUUAUAUUAGCUAGAAAUUUAUUUCUUGCAGUACAUGUAAUCAGAAUUUUUUAUUAAAUUGUUGAAAUUUUUCUGCUUUUAGUUGAGAUACUUAGCUCAUGCAGCAUGGGCGAAAAAUGUUUUUCUCAGGAAAGUAAGCUUAUUGAACAUAGUGUUAUUCAUCCUGUAAGAAAAGCUUAUUCUUGUAGUAUAUGCAAUAAAAGUUUUUCGUGUACAGGUAAUCUAACUUCACACUUUCGUACUCAUACUGGUGAUAAACCGUAUUCUUGUAGUGUAUGUACUAAGAGAUUCUCACGAAGAGAUGCACUUACUGAACACAGUCAUGUUCACACUGGCGAGAAACCUUAUCGUUGUAGUGUAUGUAAUAAGAAUUUUUCAAAUAGAAGUACACUGACUGGCCACCAACGUGUUCAUACUGGUGAGAAACCAUUUUCUUGUAGUAUAUGCAAUAAGAGUUUUUCACGAAGAGGUAUGCUGACUAUACACAGGCGUGCUCAUACUGGGGAGAAACCUUUUUCUUGUAGUAUUUGUAAUAAGAGUUUUUCAGAGAGAGGUGCACUGACUAUACACGGUCGUGUUCAUACUGGUGAGAAACCGUAUUCUUGUAGUGUAUGUAAUAUGAAUUUCUCGCGAAAAGAUACACUUACUGGGCACGAACGUGUUCAUACUGGGGAGAAACCUUUUUCAUGUAGUAUAUGUAAUAAGAGUUUUUCAAAAAGCUGUAAUAUGACUGAACACCGUCGUGUGCAUACUGGUGAGAAACGUUUUGUGAGAAACUUUUCUUGUAGUAUAUGUAAUAAGAGUUUUUCAGGAAGUGGUAAACUGACUAGACACAGUCGUGUUCAUACUGGUGAGAAACCUUAUUCUUGUAAUGUAUGUAAUAAAAGAUUUACACAAAGAGAAACACUUACUGCCCAUAGUCGUGUUCAUACUGGGGAAAAACCUUUUUCUUGUGAUAUAUGUAAUAAGAGUUUCUCAAAAACUGGUUUACUGACUGCACACAGUCGAGUUCAUACUGGGGAAAAACCUUUUUCUUGUAGUAUAUGUAAUAAGCGUUUUUCAAAAAGAGGUUAUUUGACUGAACAUAGUCGUGUUCACACUGGUGAGGAACCUUAUUCUUGUGUUAUAUGUAAUAAGAGAUUUUCAGAUAGAUCUCGUCUCACUAUACACAGUCGUGUUCAUACUGGUGAGAAACCUUAUUCUUGUGUUGUAUGUAAUAAGAGUUUUUCACAAAAAAGUAGUCUGACUAAACACAUUCUUGCUCACGCUGUUUAGAAGCUAUAUUCUUGUAUUUGUAAAGAUAAUAUGUUACAUAAGGACUGUCCAGGUAAUUGCACUUGUAUUCAUACCUAUGAAAAACUUCAUUUUGUAGUAUAUGUAAAAAGAGUUCUUUUCAAAAGGCUGAUUUCUGUUUGUAUUCACAUUGGUGAGAAAACCUUUUUGUUGUAGCAUAAUGUAAUAAGAGUUUUUAUCUCAAAAAUGUUCUCUUACUUAACAUAAUCUUUUUCAGAAAAAUGAUACACCAUAUUUUAGAAGUAUAUUUUGAAAGAGUUUCCAAUAAUACUGAUCUAAAUGUUUACAUUACCAUUAGAGUUCAUACUUGUGAGGUAUGUUAUUCUAGUAAUAUAUGCAAUAAGUGUUUCUCAACAAGAAAUAAUCUUACUAAUCCAGUGUUUUCAUUACAGAAAAAAAAUGGGGGAGAAUUUCUCACCCUUUCUGAAAAACAGAGUGAGAUUUCAAAAAAAUAACACAAAUAUUUCUAAUAAAGAAAAGAAUAAAAAAAGGAAUAUUUCUUUAAUUAUAAUACAUUUUUAACAUCUUCUAAUUUCCAAACCAUUGAAUAUUUUUGCUGCAUCAUCAUAUGGAAAAUGUUCUAUAUCUACUUUUUCAUCAGCAAUUCUCAAUUCUCAUUGGGUUGCCCAAAUGCUCAUCAGUCAAUCUGUUACAAUAUUUUGUUUUAAUUCGGUUUUGGGUGGUAAAUGACCUUGCAACAGAUGCUGAACUAUUCGGAAUGACUAAUUAAAUUUGUAGCAUUGUGCACACACUUUCCUAUCCUCUACAUCUGCCAGCAUAGGCUUCUCAAUUAUUUCUGUUUUAGAAUAGUGAAGUUCGUUGAAGUUAUUUCCAUGUUCUUACUUCUUGUAAGGUCUUCCAGCUUAGUUUUCACAGACUUCAACUUUUACAAAUUGCUGUAAAUUGUCGGUGCAAACAACUUAUUAUAAAGGACAAAUUUUUUUUUCAACACUUGUCGUAGCUGUUUUCACGUCUUUUUCGGAAUGGCGGAAUAAGAAAUCGUUUUCCGAAAUUCGAGAGAUUUGUGCAUUUUAAAAUUGAUUAAUAGAGUGUGCGAAUUCUUCGUGUUAAUCAUUUUUUAAUCUGAGAAAUGAAUAAAAUGUGCGAGAAAUGCCCUGUAGUGAAAACAUUGCUAAUUAUAGAUUUAUUGAUCCUGGUGAGAAACAUUCUCGUCGUAUAUGUCCAAAGAGAUUUUCCUUUAACUUACUAACCAUAUUCCGACUCGUACUGGUGUAAGUUAUGAAUUGUUGCAGCAUGUGUAAGAAUAGAUUUUUACUGUGUAUUAAAAUGACUGAGCAAUGUCUUUUCUAGACAGUCAUUCUAUUUUGUAUUUAUUCAUAAGCAAUGCCUUUAAAAUAAACUUUAAUGUAGAAAAGUUAAGAAUUUAAAUUUAAAAAAAAAAAAGCUUUACAAACAUAUUUUAUUGGAACUUGGAUGCUGGAUAACAUUACUUAACCACCAGUUAUACUGGUCAAAAUCAUAAAUUGUUAUUUAUUCUCUCACCAUUAGUGUCCUAAGUUGAAGGUAAUAUUCGGUAUUUUUCCAGAAAAAUUUCAAAUGCAAUUUUAUAUGAAAAUAUCAUGCAGUUUUAUUUACUUAAUGAAUCCUUUGUAGCACACAUUGUAUAAUUAAAAUUUUUUAUAUUUUUUGCCUAUUAUUUUGAAUUCCAAUUAGUUACAAAACAAAAUUUAACAGCCCCUAAUUAUAACAAAAUAUUUUACAUUAUAAUUAAAGGGGAGAAGAUUUAAGUUGUUAAAAGUAAAUUUGGUUUUAUUGCAAUCAUGAAAGCCUUAGAGAAAGUGGUUAAGAUUGUUUCAUAAAAUCUAUUUCUUGUUUUUCAAUCCAUAGAUUUUCCACUUGUUCACUAUUUUCGAAAUCUCAUUUUAAUGUAAACAAAAAUAUUGCUUUAAUAAAUAUUAUGACAGUCAUUGAAAACAUUCAUUAUUAUGACAGUCAGAAAGUUUUACUUAUCAUACAUUUUUUAAAUUGCAUUUUAACGUUUUUGAACCUAUAUUCUAUCAAACUUAUGAAGAAUGCAAAAGAUUACUCAAACUGUUAAAAAAUAAUCAAAAUUAGUAAAUCAUAAUUCACUUUUUUUUUUAAUUCCAAAAACUAAUUAAGUUUAUUAAGAAACAAUGCACCUCAAAGUCCAAAAUAAUUAAGUUUAAUAAAUAAAUAUGCAAAUGUUUUUAAUGUGCCAUUUUAAAUAGCUGCCCAGUUCAUAAAUAUUCCUUAAAUAACUUUUUUGUUGUAACGUCUUCAUGUAUAAGUGUGAGAUAUUAAUUUGUAGUUCUUUUCUUAUAAUGGUUCAGCACAUUUUCAAUAUUUUGUUAUAAAUAUUUCUACUUUUUCUAUAUACGGUUAAAAUAAAAGGCACUUUAUUUAAUUCUAUACUUAUACUGUGUAUUAUGACAUAGUAGAUACAGAAGUAAAGUUUCGAAAAAUUGUCAGAUGUCUUUUAAAAUUUAUUAUUUUUAGUACAAUUUCGAUAUUUUUUACAAAAUAUUUCAAUUUUUUUUGUUUACAUUCAAUUAAAAUAAAAUGCCUUUACUUUAGAAUUUCAUUUGCCAGUUUGUUAAUGAAAUAAGUUUUAAAAGUUUGUAACACACAUUCUAUAAAAUUUAUUUCUUAUUUUUUAAGAAUUUUUUGAAAACAAAUUAGUGUUGUAGCAAUUAUAAUGAUGUUCAUGUGAAGUGAUUAACCCUCAUAUUUUAUGUAAAGUGUGGAUGUUCAGCUUUUUUUGCCAAUCACAUUUCUAACGUUGAAUAACCUAGCUUUUGUUGAGUAUGUAAUAAAAUAUCGUUACAAAAUGGA
This is a messenger RNA of Parasteatoda tepidariorum (common house spider), 5089 nucleotides long. RefSeq lists its product as uncharacterized. Gene Ontology annotation, cellular component: nucleus. NCBI's taxonomy places the organism in Eukaryota, Metazoa, Arthropoda, Arachnida, Araneae, Theridiidae. Gene Ontology annotation, biological process: regulation of transcription by RNA polymerase II. The record is from RefSeq and is a predicted model, not a curated record. Gene Ontology annotation, molecular function: RNA polymerase II cis-regulatory region sequence-specific DNA binding; DNA-binding transcription activator activity, RNA polymerase II-specific.